Molecule: messenger RNA, 2045 nt
Organism: Branchiostoma floridae (Florida lancelet)
Lineage: Eukaryota; Metazoa; Chordata; Leptocardii; Amphioxiformes; Branchiostomatidae
Product: tripartite motif-containing protein 2-like
Exons: 1
Coding region: 10-1962 (650 amino acids)
Biological process (GO): protein polyubiquitination; proteasome-mediated ubiquitin-dependent protein catabolic process; negative regulation of translation
Molecular function (GO): translation repressor activity; ubiquitin protein ligase activity; protein binding
Source: RefSeq, a predicted model, not a curated record
GUCAACAAAAUGGCAGCUGCACCAUCAAAUUUGGGGACAGAAUUCAAGGAGGAAUUGAUCUGCAGCAUCUGCCUUGAGCUGUACACCAGGCCCAAGAUGUUGCCCUGUCAGCACACCUUCUGUCAGGACUGUCUACAGGACCAUGCAGGGAAGGGAAGGACCUUCCAGUGCCCAAUCUGUCGUCAGCAGGUCAAGCUAACACGUCAGGGGGUUGAAGGUUUACCAAUCAACCACCUGGUUACAAGUUUGUGUGAGAGGCUGCAAAACCAGGCUACACAGUCAGGGGAAACAAGGGAACAGCCCCAGUCUGGAAACAGGUGCAGCUUUCACCCUUCUGAGGUGCUCAAGGUUUACUGUAAGCAGUGUCAGGUUCCAGUUUGUGACCAAUGUUUAGAACAGGCUCACGAUGAUCAUCGCACAACAACGAUCAAAAAAGCUGCACAGGAAAAAAGUUUAAGAGUCAAGCCCUUGAUCAAUGAGGGAAGGAACAUCAUUGAAAGUUACUUAAGCUUCCUCAGAAAUCUGAGGGAAACAGAGAAAACCCUGAAUGAACAGAAACAGCAGAGAGACAACAGCAUCAUUCAGGCCUACAACCAAAUGAUGCAGAAACUCACACAUGGAAAAGACCUCCUUCUGUCAGAAUCACAAAAAAAUCACAGCAAGAACCUGGAGAAGAUACAGACUGGGAGAGACAGAGCAUUGGCAGAUAUCAAUGAACUAUGUGCUGCCUGUGAUCGAGCAGAACAAGAACUGCAGCAGGGGUGGGUUGAAAUUCUCAGUCAGCAAACCACUUUAACAGAGGUGGUGGUAAAGUACCAAAGAAAAGCAGCACCAACUCCUGUACACACCGAGCCUGCUGUUUUUCAACCCACAGGCACCCCUGUGCCAGUAUUGGGACAUGUGAUCAUCCAGUCUCUCCCAUCUGCACCAAUCCCAGUAGCACCUUCUCCAAUCCCAGCGGUACCUUCACCAAUCACAGCAGUAUCUGCACCAAUCACAGCAGUAUCUGCACCAAUCACAGCAGUAUCUGCACCAAUCACUGCAGCACAAAUACCACCAGUCACAACAGUACUUGCAUCUAGCAAUGGUGCAGCAGGAGGCACGGGUCAUCAUCAUGAUAAUCAAAGGCAUGGGGAGCCUCAGUCUAAGAAAGUAAUAUUUGGUGGAGAAGGAUCAGGAACUGGACAGUUUAAGAGUCCAUUUGGUGUUGCAGUGUCAGAUGAAGAGGUCUUUGUAGCAGACAAUGGGAAUAUGAGAAUCCAAGUCUUCACCCUGCAUGGAACAUUUGUCCAACAGUUCCCAACAGUGGUGUCAGGUGAAGAGAAGAUGAAACCAUGGGAUGUGGCCAUGGAUGGGGAGGGGAACCUGUGGGUGGUAGGGGGAACAGACUUGGCUCACUUUGCUGUGCAGUACAACAAACAGGGUAGGGUGCUGAGGAAGUUUGACCUGUAUAAGGCAGUGUGGAACAGAGGAGUUGCUGUGGACACCAGGAGAAACCACAUCCUCAUCACACAAAGCACAGGAGACCAGUCCACUCAAGGAGAAGUUUUGGUCUUUUGGCCAGAUAGGACAACUGUGAGAACUGUGGGUCAGCAACAGGGGAUGAAGUGGCCAAGGUAUAUUACUGUCAGUGGGGAAGGGAACAUUAUUGUCUCAGGCCGUUACAACCAGUGUGUCUAUGUGUACAAUGAGUAUGGACAGUUUCAGCUUCAGUUUGGAGGUGAGCGAAGUAGUGAAGGCCAGCUGAAUGAGCCCCGUGGCAUCUGUACAGAUGGGGCAGAUAACAUCAUCGUGGCAGACUAUGGAAAUAGCAGUGUGGAGAUGUUUGACAAGACAGGCAGAUUCGUCAAAAGCAUCACUACAGACUUAAACAGGCCAUGUGCGGUUGCUAUGGCAACACAGGGACAGUUGGUUGUGACUGAUGUAGGGAACAACACAGUCUCCAUAUUUCACACCUACUGAACCUAAGUCAGGUGAUGAACAAACUUUACCACACUGCAGUCUCACCUCAGUGUGCCUUGUCUUAUUUUACAAACUUUGUACUU